AUGUCUUCCCCUUCUUCGACUCGCCGUACAGGUCGUCCAACCAAGGAGGCGGCGGCCACUUCAUCCCCCAUCCGUUCGACUCGCUCGACUCGCUCAACUCGCUCUCAGCAGCAAUUACAACCGAGUAGCCCUACUCCAAGAGCAGCUGAUGAACAGUCACAGACAACUCCUCGCGCUUCCAGACGCCUAAGGGGCGAAGCUGCUGUCCCAUCGUCUUCUCCCAUGUUCUUUCAGUCUUCUCCUGCAAAAGGAAAUGAUAGCAGCGCCGAAACACCAGAUGUUAGGAUGGACGAACCCAGUUCGCCUGUGAGGCCAUCUUCAACCAUGGACGAAGGAGAGACGACACCACGGGGCAAUCGUCAGACUAUGCGAGAUUCUUCCCCAAUUCGAUAUGUGUCCAGUUCCAGUCCCACCCGUGCUCACAGCCGCCAACCGCGAUCUGAUAUUCCUAGUAGCAGUAGUGGCUUAUUUGUCUCAUCCCGGCCCUCUGCGGCCGGGCAGCGUGCUCGACGUCGCAAUGAUCUUCACUCGGGUGGAUUUGGAUCGACUCCGAGCCGUCGGCGCAGGGUGUUUGUUGAUGCCAACGGCAUGCCCGCUGCUGAUGGGGAGCCACAAUCGGAUGCAACUUUCUCCAACGUCCAUCCAGACACUUCGGAGGCCGAGGCACUCGGCGGCGGCUCAUCACGCGUGAUCUGGGGUACCAACAUCUCUAUUCAGGAUUCCAUGUCCGCUUUCAAAAACUUCCUUUACAAUUUCGCCACAAAAUACCGCCUGUGGGCCGAGGGCGCCACGGAAGAUGAAACACGCCGGAUGGGCGAUGCCGCAGAGGAAAAGGAAUAUAUCAGCACGCUAAACACCAUGCGUCAACUAGGUGUCACUAGCCUAAACUUGGACGCGAAAAACCUCAAGUCGUAUCCAUCAACUUUGAAGCUGUGGCACCAACUACAGGCCUACCCUCAGGAAAUCAUUCCUUUAAUGGACCAGACCAUCAAAGAUGUUAUGGUUGAACUUGCCAUUAAAGAAGUCGAGCGUCUGAGGGCCAGAAGCCAGCGUAACCAGACCCAUUCCAGGGACCUGAGCUCCGCUCCGGCAGUUCCUAGCUCUGAUGCCUUGAGUGAAACCGGUCGCACGCCACAGGCUGAGAUCCCGGACCUCGUUGGCGAGGUGGAGACGAAGGCCUUCAAAGUCCUACCAUUUGGACUGGAUUCCACCGUUAACAUGCGAGAGCUUGACCCAGCAGAUAUGGACAAAUUGGUAAGCAUCAAGGGCCUGGUGAUCCGAGCGACUCCCAUCAUCCCCGAUAUGAAAGAAGCUUUUUUUCGCUGCCAAGUCUGCAACCAUGGAGUGCAGGUUGACAUUGACCGUGGAAGGAUUGCAGAGCCAACGAUCUGCCCACGACCAGUCUGCAAAGAAAGGAAUUCGAUGGAGAUUAUUCACAACCGCUGCGUUUUCGCCGAUAAGCAGGUGAUCAAACUCCAGGAGACUCCUGACAGCAUCCCUGAUGGCCAAACCCCCCAUUCCGUCUCCCUCUGCGUCUACGACGAAUUAGUGGACGUAUGCAGGGCAGGUGAUCGCGUUGAAGUUACGGGUAUCUUCCGAAGCAACCCGGUGCGAGUGAACCCUCGCCAACGCACACAGAAAACGCUCUUCAAAACCUACAUCGAUGUAUUGCACGUCCAAAAGAUAGACCACAAAAAGUUAGGCGUUGACGCGUCGACUGUCGAGGAAGAAUUGUCAGAGCAAGCAGUCGGGGAUGCUGAACAGACCCGUAAGAUCACAGCUGAAGAGGAAGAGAAAAUCAGGCGGACCGCUACUCGGCCUGAUGUGUAUGAGCUCCUGGCCCGAUCUUUGGCGCCUAGUAUAUACGAGAUGGAUGAUGUAAAGAAAGGUAUCCUGCUCCAAUUGUUUGGAGGUACCAACAAGUCCUUCGAGAAGGGUGGCAAUCCACGCUACCGAGGUGAUAUCAAUGUUCUUCUCUGUGGUGACCCUUCCACCUCUAAAUCUCAACUGCUUCGAUAUGUCCACAAGAUUGCCCCCCGAGGAGUCUACACCAGUGGCAAAGGCUCCUCCGCUGUCGGUCUCACAGCCUACGUGACCAGGGAUCCCGAGACGCGCCAAAUGGUCCUUGAGUCGGGAGCUCUGGUUCUCUCCGAUGGUGGUGUCUGUUGCAUUGACGAAUUUGACAAGAUGAACGAAUCAACUCGCUCUGUUCUGCAUGAAGUGAUGGAGCAGCAAACUGUGUCUAUCGCGAAAGCUGGUAUCAUCACUACGCUGAAUGCUAGAACCAGUAUUCUGGCGUCCGCCAAUCCCAUCGGCAGCAAGUACAAUCCCAAUCUGCCAGUUCCACAAAAUAUUGAUUUGCCUCCUACUUUGCUGUCGCGAUUCGACUUGGUGUACCUCGUCCUUGAUCGCGUGGAUGAACAAGAGGACCGCCGGCUAGCGAAACAUCUUGUCAAUAUGUAUCUUGAAGACAGGCCUGAAAACGCCAACAGUGAGGAAAUUUUGCCUAUUGAAUUCCUGACGGCCUAUAUCACUUAUGCCAAAACCAAGGUCCACCCGGUUUUGACCCCUGCUGCCGGGAAGGCACUCUCUGAUGCGUACGUGGCCAUGCGCAAACUGGGAGACGACAUUCGAUCUUCUGACCGGCGAAUCACGGCAACAACUCGUCAGUUGGAGUCUAUGAUCCGGUUGUCGGAGGCCCACGCACGUAUGCGACUGUCGGAAGAAGUUACGGCGGGCGAUGUGGAAGAAUCCGUGCGUCUGAUCCGGUCCGCUAUCAAGCAGGCUGCGACGGACUCGCGGACCGGGCUGAUUGACAUGGGCCUAUUGACAGAGGGCACCAGUGCCAGCGAGAGACGUCAUCGGGAAACACUCAAGCGUGCAAUUCUGUCGGCGAUCGACGAGCUGGGUAGCGGCGGUACAGCCCGGUGGGCGGAGGUGUUCCGAGCGCUCAGCGAACAGAACAACGCCUUGGAUGGAGGACAGUUUACCGACGCAGUUCGCUCUCUGGAGACCGAAGGGCAUGUGAACGUGCUGGGUGAGGGCGCCCGGAGGAGUCUUCGCCGCGUUGGGGGUACGCUUCUGUAA
Molecule: messenger RNA, 3087 nt
Organism: Aspergillus tanneri
Lineage: Eukaryota; Fungi; Ascomycota; Eurotiomycetes; Eurotiales; Aspergillaceae
Product: MCM DNA helicase complex subunit MCM4
Exons: 5
Coding region: 1-3087 (1028 amino acids)
Biological process (GO): DNA strand elongation involved in DNA replication; DNA replication; double-strand break repair via break-induced replication
Cellular component (GO): MCM complex; nucleus
Molecular function (GO): single-stranded DNA helicase activity; ATP binding; single-stranded DNA binding
Source: RefSeq, a predicted model, not a curated record